Molecule: messenger RNA, 2403 nt
Organism: Fusarium keratoplasticum
Lineage: Eukaryota; Fungi; Ascomycota; Sordariomycetes; Hypocreales; Nectriaceae
Product: Cysteine--tRNA ligase
Exons: 3
Coding region: 1-2403 (800 amino acids)
Biological process (GO): cysteinyl-tRNA aminoacylation
Cellular component (GO): cytoplasm
Molecular function (GO): ATP binding; cysteine-tRNA ligase activity
Source: RefSeq, a predicted model, not a curated record
AUGGAGUCGCUGAAGCUCUACAACUCGCUCAACCCGGGCGCUCCAGUUCCCUUUGUCCCCAUUGAGAAGGGCAAGGUUGCCUGGUACGCUUGCGGUCCGACUGUGUAUGACAAGAGCCAUCUGGGUCACGCGCGCAACUAUGUGUCGACCGACAUUAUCCGCCGUAUUCUGCAGCACUACUUUGGCUUCGAGGUCAACUUUGUCAUGAACAUUACCGACAUUGACGACAAGAUCAUCAUCAAGGCUCGACGACAACGUUUGCUUGAACUCGAGAAGAACAAGACCUACUCCAAGGACGAACUCCGGGAGCUUGCCCUCGCCGCCUUCCGCGCAUACGCCAAGAGCAGCCUGCCUCUGCUCCUCAACGAUGGAGAGGACCUCGAUGCGACCAACUAUGCCCAGCGGAGGGAGGCCGGAUAUGGAGGAGUGCUUGCUGGAGGAACCAUCUCUGGAGAGGGCAAGCCUGGAGACGACGAGGCCAAGGUCAAGAUGCACCUCAGCAACAUGACAGCCGCUGCCGAUGCCAUCAAUGGAGGCGAGAUCUUCCCUGGCGCCGACGAAAUCCUCCUUCCCUACCUCGACUCCCUCUACAAGGAGACUAUCGACACCAGCGAUCAGACCAUGUUCACCGAUCUUACCCAGAGCAUGGAGGCUCUCUUCAUGGAGGAUAUGGAUGCGUUGAACGUUCUCAGACCCGACGUCAUCACCCGUGUCACCGAAUACGUUCCCCAGAUCGCCAAGUUCGUCGAGAGAAUUGUUGACAAGGGAUUCGCAUAUGAGGCCGAGGGAUCUGUCUACUUUGACAUUUCCGCAUUUGAGAAGGCUGGUAACACCUAUGCGCGAUUGCGGCCCGACAACCGAAACGACAAGUCUCUUCAGGAGGAGGGUGAGGGAUCGCUCUCCAAGAACCUCGGUGGGAAGAAGAACCCAGGCGAUUUUGCCCUGUGGAAGAAGUCCAAGGCCGGUGAGCCUUACUGGCCCAGCCCUUGGGGAAAUGGUCGCCCUGGAUGGCACAUUGAGUGCUCAGUCAUGGCCUCUGAUGUUCUGGGCGCUCAGAUGGAUAUCCACUCUGGUGGUAUUGAUCUCGCGUUCCCUCACCACGACAAUGAGCUGGCCCAAAGUGAGGCCUACUUCUGCGAGCACGGCAAGGGAGAGCACACCUGGGUCAACUACUUCCUCCACAUGGGUCACUUGUCCAUCUCUGGUUCCAAGAUGUCCAAGUCCUUGAAGAACUUCCAGACUAUUCAGGAUGCGCUGGCUACGAAUUACUCUCCCCGAGGCAUGCGAAUCGUCUUCCUGAUGGGUCGAUGGAACGACGGUGUCGAGAUUUCGCCCGAUAUGCGAUUGCAGGCUGACAACUGGGAGUCUACUAUUAGCAACUUCUUCAUCAAUGUCAAGGCGCUUCUCGCCGAGGCUGGUAUCUCGAGCGGUGUCAAGUCGCUGUCUAUCAACGAGGAUGCCAAGCCAACUGAGGGCCUCCUAGCUGAGCUUGAGCAAGCGAAGCAGGAGUUUGAGGCUGCUCUGACCAACUCUUUCGACACACCGAGAGCCAUGUCUGUCAUUCUCAAGCUGGUCAACACAGCCAACGUUCACUUGAGGGACAACAAGGACGCUGAUCUCGCAGCUCUCGAGACGAUUGCUCGAUGGAUCACCAAGGUUGUUGGCAUCUUUGGUCUUGACGCCAACGCGACAGCUCCAUAUGACGGUCUUGGCUGGGCGACAGUCAUUGCUGCUGACGUCGAGCCCAAGACGGCCGUGCAGCCCUACGCAGAGGCCUUUGCCAAGGUCAAGUCGGACGUAUCCGACCUGUCCCUGGAGAGCGAGGCUAUCUCUGCACUGCUCGAGCAGGAUCCCACCGCCGAGUUUGAGUCGAUCGCUUCAAGUGGCUCGCGAGACCCUGAGCAACUGGCACUGCCCUACCUUCGCGCCGUGUCCAAGCUUCGAGAUGAGCUCCGCCGAAUCGUCUCCAGCCAAUCUCCCGAGACCAAGAAGGCGAUUCUUUCUCUGACAGAUCGCAUCCGUGACGAGGAUCUCACCAACCUGGGUGUCUACCUGGAUGAUCGGCCCGACAACCAGGCUUCUUUGAUCAAGUUCGUCCCUGCCGCUGAGCUAAUUGCCGCUCGUGAAGAGAAGGCCGCCCAAGCUGCCGAGAAGGCUCGAAAGAAGGAAGAGGCCCGUCUCGCUCGGGAGAAGGCCGAGCUUGAGGCCCGAGAAAAGGCCAAGGUGCCGCCCGAGGAGAUGUUCAAGGGCGAUGAGAGGUACAGCGCUUGGGACGAGCAAGGAUUGCCGACAAAGAUGAAGGACGGAAGCGAUGUGCCCAAGAGUCAACUAAAGGGAUUGAAGAAGCAGUGGGAUCGACAGAAGAAAGCGCACGACGAUCUCAAGGCCAAGGGCCUUCUGUAG